UGUAAAAAAAUAGUCGCCAUGUCAAAACAUCGUAAAACACAAAAAAGUGGAGACCAGUCGUCUGUGACCUAAUAGAUUUUGGUGAUGGCGUUAAAACCUACAACAUGUAAAGAAGCUAUUGCACGAUGGGAGAAAGAGAAAGAAGAAGUAGCUACCGAGGCAAAAAUUAUAGAGUUACAGUUCCAGUGGCCACCGAUAGAGAAAAUGGACGGAGCGCUCUCGACGCUUGUAAAUUGCGAAAAACUAAGUUUGUCGUCCAAUAUGAUUGACAAAAUAGCCGGAAUCGCAGGAAUGCGUAAUCUUAAGAUCCUAUCCCUCGGGAGGAACUACAUAAAAUCUCUGGCGGGGAUCGAAACCGUUGCUGAAACAUUAGAGGAGCUUUGGAUAAGUUAUAACCCAAUAGACAAAUUACGAGGAAUCGGAGUAAUGAAAAAUCUACGCGUUUUGUACAUUUCUAACAAUUUAAUUAAAGAAUGGGUGGAAUUCAAUAGAUUACAGGAAUGUCCAUCGUUAAGAGACUUAGUAUUUAUUGGAAAUCCACUCUGUGAUAAUCAGCCUGACGUGGAGACUUGGCGCACUCAAGCCUCUAACCGUCUGCAACAGAUAACGAAGCUAGACGGAAUACCUAUAGUCAGAGAAACAGAUUGAAUACAUAAAAGCGCUAAACCGUCGUGUGGUGAUUACGCGAACAUUUGCCAGUUAUUAGCAUAUCAAAAUGUUAUCAGAUGUAACGGCCGGCGCGCCCAGAGGCCACAUUACCGCUGCACUUCGAGACAAUAACACGAUUAGUGAAAUGAAUUCAGUAACCAGACCCCACAUGUAGGGAACGUGAUAAUCCAAAGAUUCUUAUCACAGACCUCGUCGACCAUCGACAAUGAUACGUUUAAUUUUUUUUUAAUAAACUCGCAUUGUAAAGGCGUGCU
Molecule: messenger RNA, 923 nt
Organism: Papilio polytes (common Mormon)
Lineage: Eukaryota; Metazoa; Arthropoda; Insecta; Lepidoptera; Papilionidae
Product: dynein light chain 1, axonemal-like
Exons: 5
Coding region: 85-648 (187 amino acids)
Cellular component (GO): cytoplasm
Molecular function (GO): protein kinase binding
Source: RefSeq, a predicted model, not a curated record